Molecule: messenger RNA, 2456 nt
Organism: Propithecus coquereli (Coquerel's sifaka)
Lineage: Eukaryota; Metazoa; Chordata; Mammalia; Primates; Indriidae
Gene: PRKCD
Product: protein kinase C, delta
Exons: 18
Coding region: 116-2146 (676 amino acids)
Biological process (GO): protein phosphorylation
Molecular function (GO): ATP binding; diacylglycerol-dependent serine/threonine kinase activity
Source: RefSeq, a predicted model, not a curated record
GGGAACUGGCCCAGGCCAGGAGGGCAGGUUUCUUUCUCCUGGUGGUUGGUGUGUGGUAGUGACAGCAGCAGAGAGGACAAAGGACAAGCAGGAGCCGGGAGCCCCAGGCCCCGCCAUGGCGCCGUUCCUGCGCAUCGCCUUCAACUCCUACGAGCUGGGCACCCUGCAGGCCGAGGACGAGGCGAGCCAGCCCUUCUGUGCCGUGAAGAUGAAGGAGGCGCUCAGCACAGAGCGCGGGAAGACGCUGGUGCAGAAGAAGCCUACCAUGUACCCCGAGUGGAAGUCCACGUUCGAUGCCCACAUCUACGAGGGCCGAGUCAUUCAGAUAGUGCUGAUGCGGGCAGCUGAGGAGCCGGUGUCUGAGGUGACCGUGGGCGUGUCGGUGCUGGCCGAGCGCUGCAAGAAGAACAAUGGCAAGGCCGAGUUCUGGCUGGACCUACAGCCUCAGGCCAAGGUGUUGAUGUCUGUGCAGUACUUCCUGGAGGACGUGGAUUGCAAACAGUCUAUGCGUAGUGAAGACGAGGCCAAGUUCCCAACAAUGAACCGCCGUGGAGCCAUCAAACAGGCCAAAAUCCACUACAUCAAGAACCACGAGUUUAUCGCCACCUUCUUUGGGCAGCCCACCUUCUGUUCUGUGUGCAAAGAAUUUGUCUGGGGUCUCAACAAGCAAGGCUACAAAUGCAGGCAAUGCAACGCUGCCAUCCACAAGAAAUGCAUCGACAAGAUCAUCGGCCGGUGCACGGGCACCGCGGCUGACAGCCGGGACACCAUAUUUCAGAAAGAACGCUUCAAAAUCGACAUGCCACACCGGUUCAAGGUCCACAACUACAUGAGCCCCACCUUCUGUGACCACUGUGGCAGCCUGCUGUGGGGACUGGUGAAGCAGGGACAAAAGUGUGAAGACUGCGGCAUGAACGUGCACCAUAAAUGCCAGGAGAAGGUGGCCAACCUCUGUGGCAUCAACCAGAAGCUCUUGGCAGAGGCAUUGAACCAAGUCAGCCAGAGAGCCUCCCGGAGAUCAGACACAGCGCCUUCCGAGACUGUUGGCAUAUACCAGGGUUUCGAGAAGAAGCCAGGAGUCUCUGGUGACGAUGUGUUAGACAACAGCGGGACCUACGGCAAGAUCUGGGAAGGCAGCAACAAGUGCAAGAUCGAUAACUUCACCUUCCACAAGGUCCUGGGCAAAGGCAGCUUUGGGAAGGUGCUGCUCGCGGAGCUGAAGAGCAACGGCCAGUACUUCGCCAUCAAGACCCUGAAGAAGGAUGUGGUUCUCAUCGACGACGACGUGGAGUGCACCAUGGUGGAGAAGCGAGUGCUGGCGCUUGCUGGGGAGAAUCCCUUUCUCACCCACCUCAUCUGCACCUUCCAGACCAAGGACCACCUGUUCUUCGUGAUGGAGUUCCUCAACGGGGGGGACCUGAUGUUCCACAUUCAAGACAAAGGCCGCUUCGAGCUCUACCGUGCCACGUUUUAUGCAGCUGAGAUCAUCUGUGGACUGCAGUUUCUACAUAGCAAGAGAAUCAUUUACAGAGACCUCAAACUGGACAACAUACUGCUGGACCGGGAUGGCCACAUCAAGAUUGCCGACUUCGGGAUGUGCAAAGAGAACAUAUUUGGGGAGAACCUGGCCAGCACCUUCUGCGGCACCCCUGACUACAUUGCCCCUGAGAUCCUGCAGGGCCUGAAGUACUCAUUCUCUGUGGACUGGUGGUCCUUCGGGGUCCUUCUCUAUGAAAUGCUCAUUGGUCAGUCCCCCUUCCAUGGUGAUGAUGAGGAUGAACUCUUCGAGUCCAUCCGUGUGGACACGCCGCACUAUCCCCGUUGGAUUACCAAGGAGUCCAAGGACAUCCUGGAGAAGCUAUUUGAAAGGGACCCAAGUAAGAGGCUGGGAGUGACAGGAAACAUCAGAAUCCACCCCUUCUUCAAGACCAUCAACUGGACUUUGCUGGAAAAGCGGAAGAUAGAGCCGCCCUUCAGGCCCAAAGUGAAGUCCCUCAGAGACUAUAGCAACUUCGACCAGGAGUUCCUGACUGAGAAGGCACGCCUCUCCUACAGCGACAAGAACCUCAUCGACUCCAUGGACCAGUCUGCAUUUGAAGGCUUCUCCUUUGUGAACCCCAUAUUCGAGCAUCUCCUGGAAGGUUGAGGUUCCCAGACAUGCCCCCCCAGCCCACCUUGGGCAGAGCAGGCCAGGCCCCACUCUCCGUCUGCACAUGCCCACCCCCCAUGAUAAGCAACAGUGUCCGUGUGGCGAUUUCUGCUGCUGCUGCCUGCCCCCGCCCCCUGCCCCCAGAGGGGCCUCGGCUCCUGUCUGGCUGGGCUCUUAUGGUACUUCCUCUGUGAACUGUGUGUGAAUUUGCUUUUCCUCUGCCCUCAGAGGGAAACUGUAAAUCCUGUGUUUCAUUACUUGAAUGUAGUUAUCUAUUGAAACAUAUGUAUACACACACAUAUAUAUA